AUGAUGGUUCCAAGCAGCAAACAUCGCGUCACCCUCGUGGCAACUUGGCUGUGCUUCUUGGCUGCCAGUGUGAAUCCUUCCGAGUCGUUUGCUCUAAGCAGUCGCGUUAGCAGUGUCCCCCUUCUCGACAAGCCCAGGCCAACGCUGCCGUCCCAACCGACGUCUUUGAAAAUGAGCGCUGACCUGGACAACCAGGCAACCGAAGUCAAUGCUUUGGUGCCAGGAGAGGAAGAAUCGGUUGCAACCCCACCAAAUACCAUGAAGGUUCCGAAAUCACUUGAAAAGGCAGUCCUUUUCUUCCUUCGAGUCUACAGUGUAUUUGUCUUUUCUGCUGGAACUUUCUUCACGUGCAUGCUUCUCCUAAAUGUGUUUGGAUAUGACUAUGCGUUUUCGAAAGAAGAGGGGUUCCGUGUGGACACCAUUGAACAGCUCCGUACGGAAAAGCAGUUUCGCAAAGCUGCAGAGGCUUAUGCCGCCAAAGCAAAGAUUGCGCAGACUCAAGGACAAUACAUCCAACCUUCUGAUUCCUUGCCAAAGUUCAAGUAG
This is a messenger RNA of Seminavis robusta, 546 nucleotides long. The record is from the annotation of a GenBank genome assembly. Lineage: Eukaryota; Bacillariophyta; Bacillariophyceae; Naviculales; Naviculaceae.